AUGUCCGUCGAAAUCGAUUCGCAAGAGCUUGGCUUUCACCGUCCUUUUACCACUGAGGUGUCGCAAACAUUGAGAAUCAGAAAUCCGAAUCGUACUCCCGUUGGUUUCAAGGUCAAGACCACUGCGCCCAAACAAUACUGCGUGCGACCAAACUCUGGUAAAUUGGAGCCGGGAAGAAGCAUAGAUGUCACUGUUCUUUUACAGGCAAUGAAGGAUGAGCCACCUCUCGAUGCAAAGUGCAGAGAUAAAUUCUUGGUUCAGUCGGUCGAAAUCACACCAGAUAAGGAGUUUGUCGAUUCGCCCUCAAACCAUGUCGACCGAGCAGAUAAGAAGGAUAUCCAAGAGAAGAAGAUUCGUGUCGUUUUUCUCCCACCAAAGUCGACAGGAGUAGCAGCCAAUACACCUUUGAGAAAUGGUGUUAAUGGAGCAAAUAGUGCGCUUUCAACCCCAGACACUGCCCCUCCAGCCUAUCGAUCAGUAUCUCCCGAAGAACAUUUCACCCCUGCAGCAAACCGUGUCGUACCAGGAAACUCAGGCCCAGCCCCCUCCGUCAGUAUCAACGACGAGCCAAUCGGCAAUCGCAACCUCGGCGAUGCUCGCUCUUCUGCUUUCAACCCCGCAGCUAGUACCAGCAGAGAAAGUAAUGCAUCCGCAGUCACCGCCCCAACCGGAAUGCCUACCUCCGUCGAAGAACUCCAAGCCCAACUCAUCGAAGCGAAGAAAACUAUCGCAUCCUACGCCGAACAAGGUGGUAUGAGAAUGAGAAAAGUGGCAAAUGGGGAAACGUCAAAUGAGACGGUCAAUGAAAUGGCUACCAAGUUGCAAGGUGUAGAAGGUGUACCUGUACAAAUCGUCGCAGCUCUAUGUUUGCUUAGCUUCUUACUCGCAUACCUGUUCUUUUGA
This is a messenger RNA of Botrytis deweyae, 903 nucleotides long. RefSeq lists its product as uncharacterized. Gene Ontology annotation, molecular function: FFAT motif binding. Gene Ontology annotation, cellular component: endoplasmic reticulum membrane; plasma membrane. The record is from RefSeq and is a predicted model, not a curated record. The coding region runs from base 1 to 903 and encodes 300 amino acids. Gene Ontology annotation, biological process: endoplasmic reticulum membrane organization. The transcript has 7 exons. NCBI's taxonomy places the organism in Eukaryota, Fungi, Ascomycota, Leotiomycetes, Helotiales, Sclerotiniaceae.